CACAGCCAGCUCCGCUUGACAGACAUGUAACUGACAGCCAAUCAGAAGCCAGGAAUAGUCAGGCGUGGGCAGGCCUUGAGAUGACAGAUGCAGUUUUACCAGAUGAGUACCAAGCUGCUCAGGGACACUGUCGGUGAACUGAACGACAGUUUAACCUCGGUGGUUCUGGCAGGUUUGUUCUUCACUCUGACAGUGGGUUAUGUUUCCAAACGACUCCUCAGAGAGUCCUCAGACAAGAACCUGAAAUAUCCUCCUUACAUACCCUCCAGCAUCCCUUUCCUUGGACAUGCCAUUGCAUUUGGGAAAAGCCCCAUUGAAUUCCUUGAAAAUGCUUAUGAAAAGUACGGCCCUGUGUUCAGUUUCACCAUGGUGGGGAAAACCUUCACCUUCUUGUUGGGCAGCGAUGCGGCAGCACUGAUGUUCAACAGCAAGAAUGAAGACCUGAACGCAGAAGAUGUCUAUUCCAAACUGACCACUCCAGUGUUCGGCAAAGGAGUGGCCUACGAUGUGCCGAACCACGUUUUUCUGGAACAGAAGAAGAUGUUUAAAACUGGACUGAACAUUGCUCGUUUUAAGCAGCAUGUCAAGCUAGUUGAAGCAGAGACCGUUGAUUAUUUUCAGAGAUGGGGAGACAGCGGCGAGAGAAACCUGUUUGAGGCUUUGUCAGAGCUGAUCAUUUUAACAGCCAGCAGCUGCCUUCAUGGGAAGGAGAUCCGCAGCAUGCUCAACGAGCGAGUAGCCCAGCUUUAUGCCGACCUGGACGGAGGCUUCAGCCACGCCGCUUGGCUCCUACCCACCUGGGUGCCCCUGCCCAGCUUCAGGAAACGAGACAAAGCUCACCUAGAGAUCAAGAAAAUGUUCUUCAAGGUGAUCGAAAAACGCCGUCAAUCUGGAGAGAAAGCAGAUGACAUCCUGCAGACCCUCAUCGAUGCCACCUACAAAGAGGGUCGACCAAUGAACGAUAACGAGGUCGCAGGGAUGCUGAUCGGUCUCCUGCUGGCGGGUCAGCACACCUCGUCCACCACCAGCGCCUGGUUGGGGUUCUUCCUGGCCCGAGACAAAGCUCUGCAGGAGCACUGCUACGCCGAGCAGAAGGCGGUGUGCGGAGAAGAUCUGCCUCCGCUCGACUAUGAUCAGUUGAAGGAUCUCAGUUUGUUGGAGCGCUGCCUAAAGGAAACCCUGAGGCUCCGCCCACCUAUAAUGUCCAUGAUGAGGAUGGCUCGAACACCUCAGACUGCUGCGGGGUACACCAUCCCAGUGGGUCAUCAAAUCUGCGUCUCCCCAACCGUCAACCAUCGUCUGCGGGACACCUGGAUGGAGAGGAUGGAGUUCAACCCUGAUCGAUACCUCAACGACAACCCUGCUGCAGGAGAGAAGUUUGCCUACAUACCGUUUGGAGCCGGGCGUCACCGCUGCAUCGGCGAGAACUUCGCUUACGUUCAGAUCAAAACCAUCUGGUCCACACUGCUGCGCAUGUUUGAGUUCGACCUUGUGGACGGAUAUUUCCCCGCGGUCAACUACACCACAAUGAUCCACACCCCUUACAACCCCAUCAUCAGAUACAAGAGGAGGAAGCAGUGAAGACACGAGGGAUCUUUCAGAGAAUAAAAAAAUGAAGUUCUCACAUCCUGGGACUUGAUUUGAGGAAAAUACAGAUUAACGCACUUUUUUUUUACUAUUGUAAAAGCUGUGUUUUCACACUUAAGUACUCAAAUCUAAAUCAAAAUGUCAGAAAAAUCCAAUCUAUAGAUACUUCCUGAUUAAAACACAUGACUCUGUUACUCCAACUUCAAAAAUAUCACUGGUAAUCAAUGAGUUUUAAAAGGGAAAAUAGAACAGCGUUUAGACAGGAUCAUGUUUACCACUGGGCUGCAUCAGUUUUUCUUUAAGAAAAACUGUUUUCAUGUUUGGGAACUGAGGAGACAAGUUGCUGUGAAAAUGUUUAAAUUGAAGAGUUGACUGAAAAGUUGAAUAGAAUCUUGCACACCUUUAACAUUCUUUAAUAUCCUUGUUACAGCUUUGAAAUGAGCUGCAGAUAGGAUUGAAUUCAAAGUAAAUGUAUGCAAUGAACAUUAAAAUUUUGUACUAGUCUCAACUUUUCUCCUUUUAAAUAUUUGGUUUUGUGUCUGUCUUUUACAAACCUGAACUGCAGUGAAUUAAAUCACUAAAGUGUGCUUACAGAGAGAAGAGAAACUUUUGUAUCUGAAUAGAGAUUUUAGUUGUUUUGUUUUUUUGCAAACAUGACCGAAGAAUGUGAUGUUUGUUGGCUCUAUGUCCUUUUAUUCCAGUUUUAUUAAAUAAACAACAAAAAAGUGUAA
Molecule: messenger RNA, 2318 nt
Organism: Austrofundulus limnaeus
Lineage: Eukaryota; Metazoa; Chordata; Actinopteri; Cyprinodontiformes; Rivulidae
Gene: cyp51a1
Product: cytochrome P450, family 51
Exons: 11
Coding region: 88-1581 (497 amino acids)
Molecular function (GO): heme binding; iron ion binding; monooxygenase activity
Source: RefSeq, a predicted model, not a curated record